GUCAGAUUUAUGUGUUUAUGAGCGUUCACUCCUGUUCUCUAUAGUCGUUAAGUAGCAAUUCCGUUGAUGUAAGGAUCAAAGGAUCACAGACAUUCACCCUCCUGUGAUCUAGAACAAACCAACUCCUAAGAUCGAAGGAUCUCAUUGUGUAUAAAAAGGUGGUGAAUCCUCUUCAGACUCAGUUAGAACAUCAAGACUCCUUCGGAGCCCCGACGGACAGGAAGCAGGAAGCAGGAAGCUCUUCGUCUUUUUCUAUCUGCCGACACGAAGCUUCUGUUCCUCCGGUUCCGUCUCGCGGACAUGGACGGACACACUUGGUCCAGGCUGCUGCUGCUCGCCGCCCUGCUGAGCUCCGCUGCGGCCAAGAGUGUCCCGGUGUACUUCGUGGUCGGCGAGCCGCUGGUCCUGACGCCUCCCGUUUUCGGGCCCUUGAGCAGCAUCGUGUGGGAUCUGAAUGGAGACCUGGUGGCUGAGUGGGUCAACUCUCACUUGGAACUCCUCAGAUUUUCUAAAAGACACGCAAACCUGAACCUGGUGACCGGACAGCUGGUGAUCAAGAACACGACUGAAGCUCACGCAGGGCUUUAUAAAGCGGUGAUCAACGAGAUGCACGUUCUGACUUACCAGACCCAAGUGAUCAAGAGAGUGUCCAAGCCCGAGCUGCAGAUGGGACCCCUGACCUGUUCUGGAGACGCCACAGGGGCCGGGCCCGUCACCUACAGCUGGAGGAAGGGAACUGGACCGUGGGGGCCGGAGCAGAAGAGCCCGGACACCAUCCUCCAGAACGACAAGGAGGUCCAGGCUGUAAGAAUGAUCUCCUGUCGGAUGACAAACCCAGUCAGCAAGGAGGAGAGCGAGCCCCUCAAGAGCCCGUUCUACAGGGAUCCACCUCCUGGUCAUGUAGUCGGGACGGUUCUUGGUGUCCUCUUCGGGAUCGGUGCUGUUGUUGGUGUUGCUGUUUGGAAGCGAGAAGCCAUCAAGGACUGGAUCCGUCCAAAUUAAGGAGGAGGUGAAGAUGUUCUUGCAGAGGUGAGGUCCAGUUCUCCUGCUGCUGCCAGCAAUGAGAAGUUCCCUCAGAUCCAGAUUCUCCUCUGGCCGCCAUCGCUCCAUGGUCCACGUGUGUUCAACACUGAUGUCGUCCUGCCGGGUGAGGAGUUGUCACCAGAUACAACCCGAGCCAUUUUCAGACAUGAACUGGAGUUUCAGAAAUUCUUCCAGAUGGGGCUGAAUGCGAGAAAACGCAUAUGUUGCAUUUGUCCCUGGAACUUCUCCUGCCAGCCCCCCGAUGGGGAACAUUUCCUGUGAGAACGCAGCAGGGACAUUGACCCGUCGACAAUCUCCUGCUGCGUUCGUCACGUGCGGACGACGUAAAGGUUCCGGACCUCGCGUCUGAAAGUGGCUUCAGUGUCGCUCAGACCUCGGCCAAGGCCCAACAAAUUGCUCACACGUUGACAUGGCAGGGGUGUAGUUUAGUUUUUACGUUCAGUUUUUAUGUUUGCGUAAAACUGUUUUGCCACGGCCAAGUUUUAAAAUCUGGAGUUCGUCAUGUUCGUCUGUAGGGAUUUCGUUUGCAGAAGUGAUCUCUAGUUUCGUGCCUUUCACUCUGAACCUCUGUCGUCUGUAUAAACACUGUGCAAAAUGCAAUACUGUGAAGACCUGGAAUCAUUUUCAUGUUCUGUGUGGAAGAUUCCAUGGAAGAUUAAACAUCACGUGACACCAAGA
Scophthalmus maximus (turbot) is the source of this 1722-nucleotide messenger RNA. RefSeq lists its product as uncharacterized. The record is from RefSeq and is a predicted model, not a curated record. The coding region runs from base 301 to 1002 and encodes 233 amino acids. The transcript has a single exon. Lineage: Eukaryota; Metazoa; Chordata; Actinopteri; Pleuronectiformes; Scophthalmidae.